AAGGGACCUCUGCCCACUACACCAGUCAACCAGGCCUCCAGGAUAGAGCAGCCCCUCCCCAUCGCCAUCAUGAACUGGCACAUGAUCAUCUCGGGGCUGAUCGUGGUGGUCCUGAAAGUCGUUGGAAUGACUUUCUUCCUACUGUACUUCCCGCAGAUCUUUGGCCAAGGCAGUGAGCACAUCAUUCCCACGGAGAGCUACGGAACAGUCCCAAAGAUGUUUACAGGCCGCUCUGCAUCCACAGAGAGCUCCGGAACAGUUUGCCCCAGAGGGUGGAACCUGCAUCAAGGAAGAUGCUUCUUCUUGUCCUCCUCUGAAUUACCCUGGAACAGAAGCAAGAGCAAUUGUGAAGCAGAGGGAGCCACUCUGGCAAUAGUCAACACCCCAGAGAAGCUGGAGUUUCUGAAGAACAUAGCUAGCGCUGAGCAGCACUUCAUCGGCUUAACCUACCAGCCCGAGGAGAAGAAGUGGAGAUGGAUCAACAACUCCAAAUUCAAUGGCAACGUCACCAACUACUCUCAGAAUUUCAACUGUGUGACCAUAGGCCUGACCGAUACAUUCGAUGCUGCAUUAUGUGACAUCAAUUACCGCUGGAUCUGUGAGAAGAGUGCCAAAUGACCACCAUCCCUUCGGUCUCUGAUGAGAUCACCAAAUACACCGGGGAAGCAGCGGAAAGAGCACUUACACCUGGAGCAGGACAUACAGGGCUUCCGAGCACUCCGUCAGCCAUCCACAGACUCCUUGAGAAGAUCCCUAGUGGAUCCCAGGACUCACACACCACUCGACAAAUACGCACGCAUGCACAUCCCUGAGGCAAACGCCCCAUUCUGAGCCAGCAGUCCCUAAGACCCCUUCCCUGUGAGAAUCUCCCUUGUGGUCCAUUGUAGAUGCACGUAAGUCCUCUGGUCAAUGCCCCGUUGUCAAUAUGUCUACUAGUAGAGGUCCCUGCUUGGUUUCAGGGAUGAAAUUUGGGGCUCUGCUUCAGAGGCUGGGUGGUAGUCACCUCAGGAAAAGGGUCCAUUUCAUGGAGAGGACUCACCUGGUGUGACAUGGAAUCUGUUUCUAUAGAACUUGGCAUUUCUGAUUGACCAGCAGCGAUGUGCCUGUGGCCAGGGUUAGCUUUAGCCUUAAACAUAGGCCUACACAACCAUGGAAAAACUGCAGACUAUUCUGGCAUGAAGGUCCUUUAAAGAGUUUUAUGAGUGGAAGAGGAUAAACUAAGCUUGACCCCAUUCCUGGUCCCAAGAAACACACCUUCUGUCCCCCUUCCCAUGGGCCCCCGGGUGAAGUGGGAGAGGCCUCUGCAGUCAGCAGUGAGGCCAGGCCUGGGGAAGGACACCUAGAGCAGAGCCUGGGUCAGGCAGGGGAGUGCUCCGGCCUCAGAAGACAGCCAUGAAGUCAAGUGGUUGAGCAAACUGGCUCUCUCUUCUUCAACAAAGCCCGGAAGGGACUCUUGAGCUGAGCAGUUUUCUUGAUCUGACCUGACCCUCCAAUAUAGCAAAGAUGCCUCCUUUGCCACCAGAAUUUGCAUAAGUACGUUCCCUUCCUUGAUGGCCUGACCAUACAGCAUUGAGUGUGUUUUAGGAAUUGGGGAGAGCUUUGAGCUCCACCAUACAUUCCUCUCCAUAGUCGUAGAGAUCUCCUGCUGCCAGUGUCCAGCUACUGACACUGAGGUCUCCGCCUGCACUAGCUGGGGACCCACUGGCCCAGUCUUGCCCCUCUGACCCAAGGGGAACAUUGGAUGGGGCAAGGAGAAGCAGACAGUAGAAAGAGGGAAGUAAAAAAGAAAGAAAGAAAGAAGGAAGAAAAUGCCAUAUGGAGGAGGGAACGGGGAGCUGCCCUAGCCGUCCUGGGGGAAACAUAGGAGGAAGGAAGAUAGGCUUGGACAGCUGGUUCUCCACACUAGCAACAUGGCCUCCACUCCCCUCUCCUCGGUGUGUGGAAAGGAGGCACUAGACCGCUUCCUGAUGCAUCUAGAGGAGUGAACAUCAAACCAUCAUGAAAAACCAUAUAAAGCCAAUGAGAAAAAAUAGUCACCUACGCGGAGCUGCUCACCAUUUGCAGACGGACGGACACAGUGGCAUCAACAAUGGGCAACAACACAGUAACAAUUCUGAGGAUAUGAAGGACGGGGCAGUGUGUCCCUCUGUUGUACGUGGUGCACUGCUGAGGGCCAAGGUCAACUCAAGGGCACCCAACAACAGCAUUUCCUGUACAAGAGGCUUCAAGAAGUUUGUUUGAAAAUGGAAUG
Echinops telfairi (small Madagascar hedgehog) is the source of this 2251-nucleotide messenger RNA. It is a transcript of the gene CLEC5A, whose product is annotated as C-type lectin domain containing 5A. The record is from RefSeq and is a predicted model, not a curated record. Bases 70 to 618 code for a protein of 182 amino acids. The transcript has 7 exons. Gene Ontology annotation, biological process: innate immune response. Gene Ontology annotation, molecular function: virus receptor activity. NCBI's taxonomy places the organism in Eukaryota, Metazoa, Chordata, Mammalia, Afrosoricida, Tenrecidae.